AUGCCCCCACGUGCACGUCAACCACGAGCUCUCAAAAGGAGCGCGAAGGCAGGAGAACAGGAAAGCGUGAAGCAGUCAUCGGCAUCUACAAUGCCCGCACAGGGCCAAGGCAAGCGUAGCUCACAGACUACCAAGAAGUCCAAAGUGACGCGGCCGGUACAAGAAGCUACAAGCACGGAUAACGUCGACGACACAGACCCCGAUGCAGACGGUGGAGUUCCUUUGCCAGCUUCCUCGCCUGUAGCUCCUGCACCAAAGACACAGCGAACGCUAAGCAACCACGAAGUACCCGCGUCGUCGGGGUCCAAAUCUAUCCCCUGCAUCCGGAGCGCCGGGCCAGGCGGUGUGCCGCCGCCCUUGGUCUUCACGCACGGCGCCGGAGGAGGGUUGACAGCUCCAGCGCUUGUCCACUUCGCGCAGGGGUUCGCAGAUACGGGCUCGAACAUUGUCUGUUUCAAGGGCAACAUGAACCUCAAGUCACGGACGAAGAUGUUCAGCAUGGUGCUGGCGUACGAGAAGCAGAACAGCAAGAGCGUCAGCGGUUGGAAAGUCGUAUUCGGCGGACGCAGUAUGGGUUCUCGAGCCGCUGUUCUUGCCGCCCAGGAGGACGAGGAUGUUCAGAUGCUCAUCCUGGUGUCGUAUCCGCUGACGGGCCCGAAUGGAGAUGUGAGGGACAAGAUUCUGUCGGACAUCAAACCUGGCGUGGACGUUUUAUUCAUCUCAGGCGACAGAGAUAGCAUGUGCGAUGUCGAGAAAUUGAAAGAGGUCCGAGGCAAGAUGAAGGCGAAGAACUGGAUGGUCGUGGUGCGUGGGGCGGAUCACGGUAUGAAUGUCAAGGGAGGCAAGAAGGGGACGGAGGCGGUAGGGCAGGAGACUGGCAAGAUUGCUGCCGCGUGGAUUGCAGAGAGGGACGCGACAGCCACGGAGAUGAGCGUGAGUUGGGACGAUGGCACGGAGAGCAUCAUUGGGAGUGGGAUUUGGAUGAGUGGUGGAUUGGAAUCAGGCCAGAGUGAAGAGCUACUCGAGACAAAGGGACACGGCGAGAAGGAUGUGGUCAAGAGGCGGCGCAACGACGAGAAUAAGGACAUGAACGAGCCCAAGAAGAGACAGCGGAAUCAGUCGAAAAAGUCGACUGCCUCAUGA
Exophiala spinifera is the source of this 1143-nucleotide messenger RNA. RefSeq lists its product as uncharacterized. The transcript has a single exon. The record is from RefSeq and is a predicted model, not a curated record. Bases 1 to 1143 code for a protein of 380 amino acids. NCBI's taxonomy places the organism in Eukaryota, Fungi, Ascomycota, Eurotiomycetes, Chaetothyriales, Herpotrichiellaceae.